Kazachstania africana CBS 2517 is the source of this 1863-nucleotide messenger RNA. RefSeq lists its product as uncharacterized. The record is from RefSeq and is a predicted model, not a curated record. NCBI's taxonomy places the organism in Eukaryota, Fungi, Ascomycota, Saccharomycetes, Saccharomycetales, Saccharomycetaceae. Gene Ontology annotation, cellular component: membrane. The transcript has a single exon. Bases 1 to 1863 code for a protein of 620 amino acids.
AUGAUAGAAAUGAAACGGUCUGAAGCAAUAAAGGUUUUUCUAGGAAGCAAUAUGGUGGCUUUAGGUGCGGGUACACCGUACUUGUAUUCAUUUUAUGCUCCACAGUUACUGGCAAGAUGCAAUAUACCCAUUUCAAAGAGUAGCAACGUUGCAUUCUCACUGAAUAUUGGCAUGUCCUGUUUGGGCUUAUUAGCAGGCGUCAUCACUGAUACAAGUCCGCAGCUAUCUUGUUGUGUGGGUUCUAUAUCUACUUUCACUGCGUAUUCCCUUCUUUCUCUUUGUUACUACAAACGUAUGUCAAGUGUAUUUUUGAUAUCUGUUGCUUUAACGCUUGUUGGUUUUGGCUCUGUAUGUGGCUUUUAUUCAGCAGUUAAAGUCUGUACGACAAACUUUCCUGAAAAUAGAGGUACUGUAAGUGCAUUCCCGGUAGCCUUAUUUGCAUUAGCUGGUUUGUUAUAUUCUAGUAUAUGUGAGAAAAUAUUUGGUGAUAAUAUAUCGCAAGUGUUCGUAUUUCUCCUUUUUACCUGCUCUUCCAUGAUUGCAGUAGGAACGUUCACUUUAAAGAUCUUUUGGCAAACAAAUGGCAAACUGACUGCGAAUGAUCCAGAGGAUCAAAAUAGCGAUUCGUUGACCUUAGUCAAUACGGGAGUAGAAAGAUACUACAAUCGGAUUCCAAAUAACAACGUUGAAAUUAAUGUUGACGAUGAUAGCUCUACGCUCAAUACACCCAUGAAGUAUAAUUUAGCAUCACUGGGCAGUCGUAGUCACUCAAGGGGCAAUAGUGAAACAAUGUCAACAAAAGGAUUCUCAUCCCCAAGAAAGAUAAUGUCUAGCGCCACUGCCAAUCCAAGUAUAAUUCCAGCGGUAGCAAACUCUUUAACAAAUAACAAUUAUUUAUCUACACCUGCUGAGAAUGCGGAGGGGUAUUAUUUACUGGAUAAAAAUCUUGAUGAUAAAGAUUCUGUGAACAAAGGACAUUUUUUGAGCUCACAGAAUGGGCAAAAUAUCAAUGACUACAAUCUCUCUGAUAAAAAUGACGUUUUCAAUGAGGAAAGGACUAUUAACAGAAGGGAGAAAAUAACUAGGAUUCUCAGCAUUUUGAAACAACCAAAAUUCAUUUCAUAUUAUAUUAUAAUUGCAACCUUACAAGGGAUUGGUCAGAUGUAUAUAUAUUCCGUUGGUUUUUUUGUUCAAAUUCAGGUGAAAUCUCCUCCAACUGACCAACUCCAUAUUAACGGAAAAGGUUUACAAGCCUUACAAGUGUCAAUAAUCUCCAUAUCGUCUUUCCUUGGAAGGUUAUCAUCUGGGCCAAUGUCAGAUCUUUUAGUAAGAAAAUUUCGUUCACAAAGACUAUGGAACAUAGUCGCCUCUGCUUCUCUAACAAUGUAUGCAUGUACAAAAAUGCUACAAGUAUAUUCAGUGCCUGAAACAGACGGCAGCAAGCUACAUAUGAUGGCUAAUGUUAACAACUUAUCUUUUUGCUCAGUUAUUUUUGGAUACGCCUUUGGCGUAAUGUUUGGGACAUUUCCAUCAAUUAUUGCAGAUUCAUUCGGAACAGAGGAGUACAGCACGAUAUGGAGUUUGUGCACAACCGGUGGUUUAUUCACCGUAAAAUUCUUCACUUCCGUCUUGGCUUCCGAUAUUGGGAGCCACUUAAAUGAGGGUGAAAAUAUAUGUACGGCCGGUGUUCUGUGCUACUCACGUACUUUCCAUACCAUCUUUUUAUUUGCGAUACUCAUACUUCUUGCAACGUUACUAUUGAUAUCAGGGAAGUAUAUGAAGAAAGAUAAGAGGAUUGAAAACUUUGAUGUCCAAAGUCGUGAUGCUGAAUUGGCCACUAUGACAGAUGGAAUAUUCGUUUGA